Galleria mellonella (greater wax moth) is the source of this 6001-nucleotide messenger RNA. It is a transcript of the gene Egfr, whose product is annotated as epidermal growth factor receptor. Lineage: Eukaryota; Metazoa; Arthropoda; Insecta; Lepidoptera; Pyralidae. The record is from RefSeq and is a predicted model, not a curated record. The coding region runs from base 75 to 4451 and encodes 1458 amino acids. Gene Ontology annotation, cellular component: basal plasma membrane; signaling receptor complex. The transcript is spliced from 5 exons. Gene Ontology annotation, molecular function: transmembrane receptor protein tyrosine kinase activity; ATP binding. Gene Ontology annotation, biological process: cell surface receptor protein tyrosine kinase signaling pathway; positive regulation of kinase activity; protein phosphorylation.
GGGCAGGCCAGUACACGAUGGAAGUUCGCGUCGGUCGGUCGUGUGUCGUGCAACGUCGCGAGUGAUGUCGCAGCAUGACUGCGCGUGCCUUGUUGUGGUGCCUUGUCCUCAGCGCGGUCGGAAUCCUCGACGCGGCCGCGGGCCGCGGACACCGUCUACACCACGUAGCCACACGCCACAAACACUCCGAGUUCGUUAAAGGAAAAAUAUGCAUCGGCACGAAUGGUCGGAUGUCGGUGCCAUCGAAUCGCGAAACCCAUUACCGGAAUCUUCGCGAUCGCUUCACGAAUUGUACCUACGUCGACGGCAACCUCGAGCUGACAUGGCUGCAAAACGACACUAUGGACCUGUCAUUCCUCAAGUAUAUAAGAGAAGUCACAGGAUAUGUUCUCAUAUCGCAUGUACAUGUCCGGCAGAUUAUUCUCCCUCAACUGCAAAUCAUUCGCGGCAGAACUCUAUUCAAAUUAAACGUGAGAGACGAAGAGUUCGCCCUCAUAGUUACCAUGUCCUCAGCUUUCACUCUCGAAUUGCCGGUACUACGUGACGUCCUCCGCGGCAGCGUCGGCAUCUACAACAAUUACAAUCUCUGCCACGUGAAGACUAUAAACUGGGAGGAAAUUAUAACAGGCGUUAACGCAACAUACGUGUAUGUUUACAACUUCCAGACGCCGGAAAGGAAAUGUCCGCGAUGUGACCCCAGCUGUGUAGAGGGAUGUUGGGGCGAAGGUCCCGAAAAUUGUCAAAAAUUCUCGAAAACAAAUUGCAGUCCCCAAUGUGCUCAAGGUCGAUGUUUCGGCCCAAAUCCCCGAGACUGCUGCAAUACAUUUUGUGCUGGUGGCUGCACAGGCCCGCUGCCAACUCAAUGUCUCGCCUGUCGAAACUUUUAUGAUGAAGGCACUUGUUCCCAAGAAUGUCCACCUAUGCAAAUAUAUAAUCCUACCACUUAUUCUUGGGAACCAAAUCCCGAUGGCAAGUAUGCUUAUGGUGCAACUUGUGUCCGCAAUUGCCCUGAACAUUUAUUGAAAGAUAAUGGUGCCUGUGUAAGAAGCUGUCCGCCAAAUAAAACUGCUGUGAACGGUGAAUGCAAACCGUGUAAUGUUACUUGUCCAAAAACUUGCCACGCAGAAAAACCAAUUCACUCGGGAAAUAUCGAUAGUUUUAAAGAUUGUACCAUAAUUGACGGGUCCAUAGAAAUUUUGGAAAUGACGUUCACUGGAUUUCAGCAUGUCAAUCCUGACUUUUCUUUUGGUGAAAGAUAUCAAAAAAUGCAUCCUGAUAAACUUGAAGUAUUCAGCACUGUCCGCGAGGUCACAGGAUACUUAAAUGUUCAGGCCAUUCAUCCUAAUUUCACAAGCCUCUCAUACUUCCGUAAUUUGGAAGUAAUAGGAGGACGUCAAGUAGUCGAAAAUCUAUUCGCAUCCUUAUAUAUAGUAAAAACUUCACUGAAGUCUUUGGGCUUGAAAUCUCUAAAGAAAGUAAAUUCUGGUGCAAUAGCCAUUAUGGAAAACAAAGAUUUAUGUUUUGCUGACAAAAUAGCCUGGAACAGGCUAGUGAAAUCCAAGGAUCAUAAACAAAUUAUACAGAAUAAUGGCGUCCCGAAGACUUGUGCCAACCUGGUGUGUGACCCACAAUGUUCGAAGGAUGGAUGCUGGGGUCCUGGGGCGGAUCAAUGUCUUUCUUGCGAAAACUUCAAAUAUGGGGAGAUGUGCAUAAAAAAUUGCAGUGUAAUACCAGGAUUGUAUAAAGCUGGUCUGAAUACUUGUGAAGAAUGCGAUCCAGAAUGUCUCGAUGGCUGUACUGGUCCAAGCCGAGCUAACUGCACUGUUUGUAAACAUGUACGUGAUGGUCCAUACUGUGUCAGUGAAUGCCCUGAAUCAAGAUACCCUUCUGAGAAUGGCACCUGUCUUCCUUGUCAUGCUAAUUGCUACAAUGGCUGCACAGGCCCAGCAAAUACUGUUGGCGCAGGUGGUUGCAAUUAUUGCAAGAAAGCUAUCAUCAGUGUAGAAGCCACUGUAGAACGCUGUCUUAAAGAAAACGAACAUUGUCCUGAUGGAUAUUACAAUGAAUGGGUCGGCAACGUAAAGCCACUCGAUGAACAAGUUAAUAUCGGCUGCCGGAAAUGUCAUCCUCUCUGCCUACACUGUACAGGUUUUGGAAUUCAUUCCCAAGUAUGUGUAGUGUGUAAAGGCUACAAACGUGGAGAUCAGUGCGAGGAGGAAUGUCCUAUUGACCAUUUUACUGACGAAAUUGGCCGUACGUGUACCCCAUGUCAUCCAGAAUGUCGGGGCUGUACAGGACCAUCCUCGACCGAUUGUAUAAAAUGCCAAAAUCUCAAAAUAUUCCUGAAGGAUAAUAAUUCUGUCGAUGCUACCAUGCCUACAUUUAACUGCACCGAUGUCUGUCCGGAUAACAUUCCACAUAAAAUAUACUUCGAUGAGCUAUUACAAAAUCCAAUUGACGAACCAUAUUGCUCAGAAUUUGCUAAUGAUCUUCCGUCGAUGGCAACAGCAAAGACCCCAACCGUUCAAGUAAUUUCUUUAGUGAUGAUCUUCUUACUAUUGAUAAUUGUAGGAAUCAUUGGGUAUAUUUGCAGACAAAAAGCAAAUGCCAAAAAAGAAGCAGUUAAAAUGACUAUGGUACUAACAGGUUGUGAAGAUAACGAACCACUUCGGCCAACUAAUGUUAAACCAAAUUUAGCUAAGUUACGCAUUGUUAAAGAAGGCGAACUCCGGAGAGGAGGAAUGUUGGGAUUCGGUGCGUUCGGAAAAGUAUACAAGGGUGUAUGGGUUCCUGAAGGUGAAAAUGUUAAAAUUCCAGUUGCUAUUAAAGUACUCAAAGAAGGCACAGGCGCCAAUACGAGUAAAGAAUUUCUAGAAGAAGCAUACAUAAUGGCUAGUGUGGAGCAUCCAAAUUUACUUCAAUUGUUGGCUGUUUGCAUGACUAAUCAAAUGAUGCUGAUCACUCAACUAAUGCCAUUAGGCUGCUUGCUUGAUUAUGUUAGAACGCAUAAAGAGAAAAUUGGAUCUAAAGCGUUCUUGAAUUGGUGCACGCAAAUAGCACGCGGCAUGGCGUACUUGGAAGAAAAAAGAUUAGUGCAUAGAGACCUAGCUGCACGAAAUGUCUUAGUACAAACACCGAACUGUGUUAAAAUAACAGAUUUCGGAUUAGCCAAACUCUUAGAUAUAAAUGAAGAUGAGUACAAAGCAGCUGGAGGCAAAAUGCCUAUUAAAUGGUUAGCAUUAGAGUGUAUACAACAUAGAAUAUUCACACACAAGAGUGACGUGUGGGCAUUUGGAGUGACUAUUUGGGAAAUUUUGAGCUAUGGUGCUCGACCAUACGAAAAUAUUUCUGCCAGAAAUGUUCCAGAGCUUAUUGAGAACGGAUUAAAACUCCCUCAACCUAGUAUAUGCACUUUGGAUAUUUACUGCAUUAUGGUUUCAUGUUGGAUGUUGGAUGCAGACAGUAGACCAACAUUCAAAGAACUGGCAGAUACUUUUGCUGAUAUGGCGAGAGAUCCUGGGAGAUAUCUUGUGAUACCUGGGGAUAAGUUCAUGCGUCUACCAUCCUAUUCAACUCAGGAUGAAAAGGAACUGAUAAGAAACCUUUCAUCAGCUAUGGAAGGGACAGAAUCACUGGUUGAAGCUGACGAGUAUCUACAACCUAAAUUCAAGACUGUAACCGGUACAGCAACAUCCAAUUCAGCAAUGAGCGCAGGAGCGGAAACCCAAACCACUUCAUUGAAGCCCUGUACAUCAUCAUCUUGGGCUAAUAAUGUCACAAACCCUGAAUGCGUUACUUCCGAUGGUGGUACCAUAAUACAGGGCUUCAGUAAACCCGAAAUUUGGGAUCAAGAACUCCUAAGGUAUAAUCAUCAAAUAAAUCCAGAUGGUAGUGAGCUUCGACACUACUACAACAAUGGAGUAUGUGCUUCUGAAAGCUCCAGUUCAAGAUAUUGUAGCGAUCCUAUGAAAGCGAGAACAGAAGGCUCUGAAAAUAAUUUCGACAGCAUGUCGAAAACUAAAGAAGCACAAGUCGGAAAUCUUAAGCUAAACUUGCCACUGGACGAGGACGACUAUCUAAUGCCAUCACCACAGCAAAAUGAAAAUGCGUCGGCUUACAUGGAUUUAAUAGGAGAAGGCGGUGAGGGUCAGGAGGUGAAAGAUGUACAUUACACUAGUUUCGUGGGACCAAAACGGUGUGUGGAUAACCCAGAGUACUUGAUGUCAGACGAAAGUGUGCCGCCACAAACACUAGGUAUUCCGACCGAACCGUUGCCGCUUGAAUCGCUGUGCGUGAGCGAGGGCAGCGGGAGUGAAAGCACACCGCAACCUGGCACCAGCAAGUACCUGCCUCAGAAGUCUGUGGAAGAGGAGUCAAUGUCCGAUCACGAGUACUAUAAUGAUUUGCAGCGCGAGCUACAGCCGCUACGUAGGAACGAAACCACAGUGUGAGUGUUAACUUGUCACCAUGUGAUAAAUUACAACGUAUAGACUGAUCUCUCACUAAAUGACUGUUAUAUACUUAAGAGUGCGCACGCGCGCCUUUCGUGCCAUUGAAGUGAUGGCUAGUGUUAGCUUGUUGAUUAAACUUCAACUAAAAAUUUUAUAUUAGUUAUAAAAAACGAUUUUGUUAUUUUUUUCUACUUAAAAUUUUGUAAAAGAAUGUUACGACCUGGUAAUUUGUAAAAAUAUUUUAAUUUUUAUUAGUUGCUCGGAGGUUGCACAUAACAAAUUAUAAGUUAUUUAUUAAUUUAGUUUAAGGAUGGCUAUGUUUACGUUUUUCGUAUGCUGUGGCAUUAAGUGGCUAAGCAAGUGUUAUUUUAACUUUAAAACUGUGAUAAUUAGAUUAAUUACAAUACAAUGGGACAGUGAUAUAAAAAAAGGCCAAGUCGUGCCCUCAUUGUUGAAAAUUUAUGGGAAUACGUACAUUUUUCGUUCGUGUUGUCAAAUUCCAUUUUUGACUGAUAUUCCAUCAUCAAUAUGUAAUAUCUUGAAAACUGCACAUGUAUACUUUUUACAAACGAACAGUAUAUUUUUACAUUAUUUAUUAUUGUGUUUAAUAUAAAUCAUGUACCUACGUUUACAUCACUAAACUAUUAUUUCUGUAAAGCUUUGAUUAAUUCCGAAUUUGUGUAAUCUUGCCAAUCUAGUGACCAGGUCGGCGCAUGGCGGGCUACGCACUUGUUCCGAUGACUUGCCUAUAACAUACUGACAUCUAAUCAGCAGUCCUAUGUAUCAUAGUUAUUGUACAUAUUUGUUUAUAGAAGAAUUUAUGUAAAACAUUAUGUGAAAGCAAACGAUAAAAGACAUUAGUAUUUUGUAAUAUUCUUUGGAGCUGUCAGUCCGCACAAAGCAAGCUCAACGGUUCCCAACUUAAUGCAACAUUUAUAUUAUAUAAAAGUGUAUGUACUUUAGUUAGAUAAGUGUUAAUUUUAUUAGACCAAACCCAUUUGCCAUGUAACAUGUAAAUAUCUUUUAUUUUUAUUAAUAUGCAUUUGUAAAUAAAACAUUAUUGUAAUACAAUAAAAUGUAGUAAUAACUAUUGACAAAUGAAAUACCAUAGUAUAUUUGUUUUAUAUAUAUAGUUAUUUGAAUUACUGUGUCGUCCGUGCUGAUAAUAUAUAAAAUCUAUUGUGCCAUUAAUUACGAGAUAGGAUAACAUUUAAAAUGAAACAAAGUAGAUAUACAUGAAUAUUAUAAUGUAAUAAGUGCUUACAUACCUAUUGGUAUAUUUAUAUAUAUCACAAUUCAAAAAUUUUGUAAACACUAUAAAAUGCAAUAUUUUUGACGCUGUCCUUGAUUAUACAGUUGUAUUUAUAUGUAGGAUUAUAUAUUCGUUUAUUGUGACUACGUAAACAUAUUGAACAUCACAUUUUAUAAAUUUCAAUAUAAAUGUAUAUGAAUUGUAUGGUUGAAAUCAUUUGUCUGUAAAUAGAUAUCGCAUCAAUUGCAGCGAUGCGUAUGUAGGUACUUGUACCUUGAUAAAUGAAUAUUAAAUAAAA